UGGCUAAUCUGAAACACCAGUUUGUUUGACAAACAAUCCCACUACAUAGGCAACCUCUGAACAGGGUGAUAAGUAGUGUGUGCACGAACAGAUCAUGACCAGAAAGAAAAAAGGGUAAUUUGCCAUCAUUUCAAGGCUUGUGGCUGCAUGAUAACACUGGACUCGCAGCACAUUGAUUCUGAUUGGACACUGCUCAGAUUAGCAAUGAAUCUGGGAAAUGUCGUUUUACGGUGAAGUCAACAAGCGCUGCUUCUGUUGGAGCAGUCUUUCAAGUGAGAUUCCGAGUUUGAUAGCUGCAUGACCUGGAACUUGGUUAACAUUGAUCGUUUCGUAAAUUCGACGAUUGUAGUUCAGCGACUUGAAACAACCUCAUGAAAGAUACGAAGAGGCCCACUUUAUGAUGCGCUUGUGAUAUCCGUCAAUCCUUUCUCUUCGACUGUCUUCCUGUUGCACCGCGGUGAAAGCAGAUUUCCUAGUUUAUCGGAAUGGGGCAAAAUGAACAACGUCGAUCAUAGACAACUAUACGUGGUUGUAAUUGCUGCAGAAAGGCGAACCUUGGACAUCUGACAAGUAUAUACUUGUAGCCUAUGAACCACAAAAAUGAAACAUAGAGCUUCCCCGAGGUGGACUGUCUGUCUGCAUUCGCCCCAAUGAGGGACGAAGGGAGCCGCACAAAUACCGCACACCCCGCAGAGGGAUCGCCCCCUCGAGUGCUGAAAUGUUAAGAUUGGAAACCGGGUGCGUGUCACCUGUCUGAGAUUGUCAGACUCACACCUCGGGGGUCCCUGAUAGGAGCUCCAUGAAGCCAAGCUCACAGACACACAGGGAGAAUUGUGUCAUUUGAAAUCAGUGUUAAGAAGGGAGUUUUUUUUCCCCCGCUGACCUUUUCGACUGCAGUUAAAAAAAAAAAAAAAAAAAAAGCUCCAACUCAACAGGGUUCUAGGAUGGAGUGGUCAUUGGAGAGGGUUAGGGAGAUGGUGGCUGGUGGAAUGCAGUCCAUGAGGGAGUGUGAAUCCAGUGCCUUUGGCACAGCUAUGUGUCUGCUGUUGCUCUUUGUAUGGUAUUGUUACAGGGUGGGCCGCGAGCACAGCUCCAGCCCUCUGCGUGGGGGCUACAGCACAGAGCCCAGUCGGGUGGGUGGGGGCGCGGGGGUCUCACUGAGCCCAGAGGGCGGUGGCAGGGGAAAGGGGAGGCAGGUGUCCGGCGUGGAGGAGCAGAAUGGCUUCGCCUACUGCCAGUCCACAGAGUGUUUCCGCUGCUCACACACUGGGGAGGGUCUGAACCAGAGGCUGUACCAUAGCUUGCAGGAUUACGCCAAGCGCUACACCUGGUCCGGGAUGGGGAGGGUGCACAAAGGGGUGAGGGACCAAGGCCGCUACCUCACCAGCCGGCCCACCAUCCAGAGACCAGAAGUGUUUUUCCUCCCAGACCUGCCCUCUGCACCUUUCUUCUCCCGGGACGCACAGAAACACGACGUGGAGCUUCUGGAGCGCAGUUUCCCCGCCCUGCUGGCUGAGUUUGAGAACAUCUACCAGCACCCCCCUGCCAGGGCGGGCUCUGCGCUCCCUCCAGGGUGGAAAACCAACACCACCCCUCACGGACAGUGGUGGACCUUCUACCUGGUGAACCAGGGCACUCCAUUGGCCCUCAACGCCCGGAGGUGCCCCCGAGCCUGGCGAGUGCUCGGCCAGCUGCGUACCUUCAUCGCUAACAACGUGUUUGGGAACGCCUGCUUCUCUGUGCUCACCCCCGGGGCUCUGAUCGCGGAGCAUUACGGGCCAACCAAUGUCAGAGUGCGCUGCCACCUAGGUCUUAAAGUGCCCCCUACGUGUGAGCUGGUGGUUGGGGGCGAACCACAGUGCUGGUCUGAGGGCAGCUGUCUGCUGUUUGACGACUCCUUCCUGCACAGGGCCUUCCAUGAGGGGAGUCCUGAGGAUGGUCCCAGAGUUGUCUUUAUGGUGGAUCUGUGGCAUCCUAAUGUGGCUGCUGCUGAGAGACAGGCUUUGGACUACAUUUUCACUCCAGGACGCUGAGAAGAGAGGAGAAGAGGAGUGAGUGAGUGAAUGAAUGAAUGAAUGAAUGAAUGAAUGAAAGAGUUAGUGAUUGAGUGAGUGAGUUAGUGAUUGAGUGAGUUAGUGAGUGAGUGAGUGAAAAAAACACCUGAGACAGAGGGCAGAGAGCAAGUUGUGUGAAUUGAACAGUGGGAAUGGGAAACAGCUUUAGUUUCUCUACCAGUACCCAAGCUCACUGUGUAUAUAUGCUCAGUUGUCCUCUAACCUUACUUCUCCCUGUAUCCUCUCUUAGCAGCUAACGACUUUGACUAACUAAUGUCAAAUGUUGCAUAAAUGUUUACAAACACAAUCCUUAAUGCGUGAUUAUCCCUGCCCAUGUGUGAUAAGUGUACUGUGUCCUCCUUUUAAAAUCAAUACAGCUUUCACAAAACAUGGUUGGAUAAGCACAUUUUUAGGUCAAAUGAUUUGCUCGAGGCAUCCUGUGCUGUUGCUGCACUGGAGAAAUGUUUGUUACUCGUGAAAUUUACUAAUUGAGAAAUAGUUGUAAUAUGGUUGGAUUUGAUAUCAACUUUGUAUUUCUGUAAAUAGGGUUGAUGUACUAAGAACCACAAGGGUUUAAAAUGGCAUUUCAAUUAUGUUUUACUGCUUUUACGGAUAUUAGUUAAUAUUUCAAAGCAGUUGAUGUUCUAAUUGUUAAUUCACUUGGUGUUACUAUUGUUUAGUGACAUUUUACAUAAUUCAGUGAUCUUUAAAAUCAUACCAACAGUAUUGUGUAAUUAUUCCUUCAUAGAUUAUCAUUGUGCUGAUUUUAAACAAUAUAUUUAAUAAAUGGCCGAUUUUCGUUUUAAAUUCA
Hypomesus transpacificus is the source of this 2865-nucleotide messenger RNA. It is a transcript of the gene asphd2, whose product is annotated as aspartate beta-hydroxylase domain containing 2. Bases 945 to 2033 code for a protein of 362 amino acids. The record is from RefSeq and is a predicted model, not a curated record. The transcript has 4 exons. Lineage: Eukaryota; Metazoa; Chordata; Actinopteri; Osmeriformes; Osmeridae.